Molecule: messenger RNA, 4340 nt
Organism: Arachis stenosperma
Lineage: Eukaryota; Viridiplantae; Streptophyta; Magnoliopsida; Fabales; Fabaceae
Product: COP1-interacting protein 7
Exons: 13
Coding region: 156-4079 (1307 amino acids)
Source: RefSeq, a predicted model, not a curated record
UCAACCCCUUUUUCUUUUUCUUCUUUUAAAAUUCCUUUGUUGAGAACCCUUUUGUGGUUGGCCACUGAUCUCAGAAAAAAACCCAAAGUUUCUGCUUUUUUAGUCUUAGGCUCUUAGCUUCUGUGAUUGGUGUUUUUUAGUGUUGCAAAGAAACAAUGAACUCUUCAACAAAGUUGGAUUCAGCUGUGUUUCAGCUCACACCCACAAGAACCAGGUUUGACUUGGUUAUAAAUGUGAAGGAAAAGAAGGAGAAAAUAGCAUCGGGCUUGCUACAUCCGUUUCUAUCUCACUUGAAGGCUGCUCAGGAUCAGAUGGCCAAGGGUGGUUAUUCAAUUGUUCUUGAGCCUGAUGGUAGCCGCGAUGUCACAUGGUUUACCAAGGGAACUGUCGAAAGGUUUGUCCGUUUUGUGAGCACUCCUGAGAUAUUAGAACGUGUGUAUACUACAGAAUCUGAAAUCUUACAAAUUGAAGAGGCAAUUGCAAUUCAAGGAAACAAUUGCAUAGGGAUUAGCACUGCGGAAGAAAAUCAAGUAAAACAUGUAGAAAACACUGAAGCCACACCUGAAAGAACAAGCCGAAAGACUGUGCAGGAUACCAAUGAGGAGAGAGCAAUAGUCCUUUACAAGCCUGAUGCAGAGCCACCUGCAGCAAAUGGAAGCAUCACUGCAUCAGAAGAAAACUCAAAAGCCCAUCUUCUGAAAGUCCUAGAGUCCCGUAAAUCAGUGCUGCAGAAAGAGCAAGGCAUGGCAUUUGCACGUGCUGUUGCUGCUGGUUUCGACAUUGAUCAUAUGCCAGCCUUAGUCUCAUUUGCUGAAUGCUUUGGAGCAUCGCGCUUAUUGGAUGCAUGCUCAAAAUAUAGAGAUCUAUGGAAAAGAAAACACGAAACUGGACAGUGGCUUGAAAUUGGAGCUGCUGAAAUGAUGUCCAAUCACUCGGACGUCCCUGCAAAUACAUCAAACAUCACAUUUCCCAUUAUGGCCUCUACACCGCAUACUGAGUCAGACUCGGGGAAUAAUGGGAAAGCGAAUUCAGAUGUUCCUCCAAUGGGUCAACCAUCUCUAAGUCCUGGGGAUAAUAGUCAAGGUCAAUUCCCGCACCCUAUGUUUCCUCCAUGGCCUGUCCAUUCUCCCCUGGGUGCUGUACCUGUCUUUCCACCAUAUCCGGUUCAAGGUAUACCCUACUACCAAGCUUAUCCUGGAAACAGUCCAUAUAUGCAGCCAAAUUAUUCACCUAUGGAGGAGCCAAGAUUUGCUUCUGGUCAAAACAUGAGGCACAGAAGGCAUUCCAUGGAUAGUAGACACAGCAAUACUGAAUCAGAAACAUGGGAUGUAGAAACCUCAAAAUCAAGGUUGCAGGAUGAAGCAGAUAUGGAUAGGGAUGGUUCACAGAGUAGAGAUCGACAGAAGGGUAGCCGAUCAGGCAGAAAGAAAUCUGGAAUGGUGGUCAUUCGGAACAUCAAUUACAUAACAAAGGCUGAAAAUUCUUCUGGCAGUGAAUCAUAUUCAAAUUCUGGCUCAGAAAUAGAUGAAGGCCAAGAUGCUCAGGAAUCUGUGGACACCUUGAAAAGAAGGGACAGAAGUGAAUCUGCGAAGAGGUUGAACUUGACAGAUAAGGAAGUAGACCAUGGGAAUGAUGCAGAUGGAGGACACUGGCAAGCAUUCCAAAGUUGUUUAUUGAGAGAUGCUGAUGACGAUAGACAUGCCAUAGACCAAGAACAAUUUGAUCUGCCAAACGCGAAUUCCAUGAGAAGAAAGAAACAUGUUGUAGGUGAUGAUCCUUUGGUUUCUAGUGAGCGAGAUAUGCAUGAACUUCAAGGCAGUGGUUCUAUGGAUAUGCAUAGCAUUAGCAAAGGAUUGACCCUCAAGCCUAGGGCAUCUGGUGAUGAUUUAUCAUUGUCUGUGAAGGAAGGGCAUUCUAGUGAUGGCAGGUCUAUAGAUGUACAAUCUUUAGAAGCAAAUGGAAUAAGGCGUGGUUAUAGGACUGUUGGAAAUGAUGAUUUCAUAGUCCCAAAACAUGAAGGUCACUUUGAUAAUUCACAUCCUUCCUCGGAUAUGGAAGCAGUCAGUGGACUAGGUUAUUCAAACAAUAAAAUGGAAAGGAAGUUGUUUCAUGAUAUGAAUGAUGACUCCUACAUAGUGGACCAUAGGUCGGUUGCAGUCAAUGAUGUGGGACAUGAUGAGAGAAAUGCUAUUGACAUGGACUCUGAGUUUCCAACGUCGCAUCUAAAGGAAGAAAAAUCAUCUAAUGGGAUAAAUUAUGAGCCAGAUGAAUUGAGCAUGAUGCCUGAACGUGGAGCGGAAAUGGUGUCAAUGAGUUAUGACCCUGCUUUAGACUAUGAAAUGAUGGCCGAGGCUGAAGGUCCUUCUUUGCAAGAUAAGAAUAACAAAGGGGUCGUGACUGAAGAAUCUGCGAAGCCAGAUAAAGAGCAGAAAUCAAAAGUUACUCCAAAUAGUUCUGAUAAGAUUAAGGCUGUUGGGCCAAUCAGGAGAGGGAAGCCUUCUAAACCGAGUCCUUUGGACGAGGCGCGAGCCCGUGCUGAUAGAUUGAGAAACUAUAAAGCUGAUCUCCAAAAGAUGAAGAAAGAAAAGGAAGAAGAGGAGAUAAAACGCCUAGAAGCUUUAAAGCUAGAGAGGCAAAAGAGAAUUGCUGCCAAGAGUGGCACAGUUACAACAAAGUCACCGGUAACCAAGAAACAAUUACCGGCAAAACUUUCACCAAGCUCUCAUAAAGGAUCAAAAUUUAGUGAUUCGGAACCAGGACCAUCCUCACCCCUUCAAAGAUUCCCCGUCCGAACUGCUUCUGCUGGAUCUAGUGAUUACUCAAAAGUCUCCAGAACCAGCAAAUUGAAUACCAGAAGCCAGUCGUCUGAAAACAAACUAAGCCGAUCGGUGUCUUCUUUGCCUGAAUCUAAGCCUGAGAAGGGUGAAGGUACAACAGAUACUAAGGCAUCGAUGGCGCGGAUUAGAAGAUUAUCAGAACCUAAAAUGAGCACCGUCCGUCAGACUUCCUCAGCUAAACCACAUAACGCCGGGACAAUAUCAAAGACUAAAUCCGUUGAUGGACCUGAGAGCAAAAAGAUUUCGGCUAUAGUGAGUUACGAUAAAAGCAAGACUGCCGCCCUUCCGGAACUGAAAAUCAGAACUUCUGCAGCAAGUGAUGAUGUUCAAAACAAAUCAUCAGUCAAAGAGAAGGCACAGAAAUCGAAUGGUAACAAGCCUUCUGUGAACUCAGACAGUACCUUAGCAAAGAAAAAUGAAACACAAACUUCACCCUCUAAAGACCUAGAUGACAAUCCUGUUGUUGAGAAGACUGUUGUGAUGCUUGAAUGUGAGAAACCUUGUGCUCCUGCUAUUCAUAAGUCAGAAGAAAAAACUGAGACACUGAAAAAGCAAUAUGAUAAUGAAGACAUGAAGGAGAAAUGUGAGCCAGCAACAAGAUAUGUUGCUAUUCGUGCACCUGUUUCACCUCCAAGCAUGGAUAUGACAGAUAUUGCAACAUCAGGGAGCCAAUCACACCUGCCACAUGCAUCUACUGGAGUCAAAUUGCAUGAUAAAGAGAAAGAACAUUCGAAGUCAUUUAACAUUUCUGUUGCCGAGGAAACAUAUCAAGCUCCAUAUGCCCGAGUUUCUUCUUUGGAAGAUCCUAGCACCAGAAAUACUGAGUAUGGUAAAGCUGUCCCAACCGUUUUAGAGGCCACGGCAAUUGGCGGGGAGAGUGUUAAAGCACAUGUGUCCGAGGCUCGAAACUCAACACUUGAGAAGAUUCCUGAGGCAGUUGAGAAGCCUCAGGUAAAGGAAUCAUCAAAAGGUUUCCGAAGACUAUUGAAGUUUGGAAAAAAGAGUCAUAGCUCAGCAAAUUCUGGACACAACAUCGACUCCGAUAAUGCCAGCAAUGAUGGUGCUGAGGCAGAUCAGAUUGGAACGAAUGGUUCGUCCAUUGAAGUUCAUACUUUGAAGAAUCUGAUCUCUCAAGAUGAAACACCAACUACCAGCUCAACUCAACAAAAGUCUUCUCGGUCGUUCUCAUUGCUAUCACCAUUUCGAAGCAAGAAUAGUGACAAGAAAAUAAAUAUGGCUUGAUACAAUAUAGUGGUUUCACCCUUCACUUGGAUUCCUCUCUUGUUUUCUUUCUUUCUUUCUUUCUUUCUUUCUUUCUUUCUUUCUUUUCCAGUUGAUAUGUCAUUAGUUAUUGUGUGGUUGCGAAAAGAUCACCGAGUAAUUAAUAUAUAAUAUAUUGCUGUGAAAUUGAUCUUUGUAUGUAAAUUCAUGUGCUGCUGUUCAUAUUCCGAAAAUCAAUUUGUAUAUUUACUAGUAUCUUAUUAAAUUAGAUAUUAUCUUUUG